AUGACAGGCCAAAGCCCAGCCGUCAUUACUACUGGCUUGAUGAAGCGCGCAUGGUCUAAACCAGAAGGUCCUGACCCGAACCUUGCGCAAGCCAAAUACUUUGCAGCAGCCUUCUCAGCCAUUGCUGGUCUUUUUAUCAUCUUCCGUUUAACAAGAAAACUAUACAUCAACCACAGAAGAAACAACGGCCAUGAAUCGUCGGAAAACUCGCUAGUGAAAGGCGUGAGGUCUGUCUAUGAAGUUUCAACGUCUAAACUCAUAUUUGGAUAUAAUGGUGGCCUUGUGCUCCUAUACCUUGCAUAUUGGGCUAUCAACGUCGUAUUAUACCUCACGAACGUUUCUUUAAAUAAUUUACACGCUGUCGGAAGCCGUCUAGGAUGGAUGGCCGUCCUUAACCUGGUAAUAGUCAUAUUCCUCAGCCUCAAGCAUACUCCUCUCGCGCUCUUAUCAGUCAGUAGCUACGAGAAGCUAUUACCUCUCCACAAAGUUGCCGGAUACACCACCAUCAUCGCCGCAUGGGCCCACGGAAUUUUAAAUUUCAAAUAUUUCUCUGACUUGGGGCUUCUCAAUGCAGUUGUCGAGGAAGAUGGACUCCUUGCUGGUGUGCUAGGUAUCAUUGGCUUUGCUGUCAUUGGUAUUUCUACGUUUCCGUGGCUUAUGAAAGGUGGCUAUGAGGUGUUUUACGUGCUGCACUUCCUUCUCACGUUGUUCGUCAUUAUCGUCAUCGGCCUUCAUAAAAGCAUAAUAGCUGAAAAGGUCCUCAUCGUUAUACUUUUGAUAGCUUCAAUGACAUUCGUCGACCGAGCCCUUCGAUUCGGCAAACUAGUCUACUAUUCGUUCGGAAACUAUGCAACACUAACAGCCCUACCAGGCGGGGCAACUCGCGUACGACUGCAUUGCUCAAUAAAUGCAAAGCAAGCCUCACACGCAUACCUCUGGAUACCUUCCAUCCGCCUCAUCCAAACCCACCCUUUCACGCUCGUCUCAACGAACCCCGUUGAAUUUGUUGUUCGAGAACAUGAUGGUUUUACAAGAGAUUUACACAGAAAGGCGCAACAAGUUGGGCCCGAGGCUAAACUACGCGUCUCGCUCAACGGUCCUUACGGGGCACCAACAGAGGACUUUACGGCGUACGAUGACGUGGUUCUUGUCGCUGGUGGGAGUGGUGGGAGUUUCACGUUCCCGGUGGCAUUAGACCUUGUUCGACGACGACAGCAAGCGAAAGAGGACAAGCAGGCUAGGAUUAGAAUUGUAUGGGCUGUAAGGACCAAAGACGCGUUGAACUGGUAUCGGUAUGAGCUCGAGGAACUCAUCUCGUCUGGUAUCGUGGAAGUAAAGCUUUACAUGAGCAUGCUCCAGGGUACGAGUAGCUCCAAUAAUUCAGUUCCCAGCAGCUCUGCAUCAUCAAGACCGAAUCUUCAAGAUGCUGAGAAGAGGAAUCAUGGUAACAGUUUUCUGGGUGUCAAGAUCGAAGAGGGUAGACCAGACCUUGACUCCCUACUGAACGACUUUAUUGACGAGGCUGGCCCGAGUCGGAGAGUUAUUGUUGGAGCCUGCGGGCCGCGUAGUUUCAUGAAUAUUGUGCACGCUCAUGCAUCGCGGAAUGCCGGAAAUGGAGAGGGAGCUGUGGUUACAUACUAUAAUGAGGUAUAUCUAUUCAUUAUUUGGUGA
Molecule: messenger RNA, 1671 nt
Organism: Talaromyces proteolyticus
Lineage: Eukaryota; Fungi; Ascomycota; Eurotiomycetes; Eurotiales; Trichocomaceae
Product: ferric reductase NAD binding domain-containing protein
Exons: 5
Coding region: 1-1671 (556 amino acids)
Biological process (GO): intracellular iron ion homeostasis; iron ion transport; copper ion import
Cellular component (GO): plasma membrane
Molecular function (GO): ferric-chelate reductase activity
Source: RefSeq, a predicted model, not a curated record